Molecule: messenger RNA, 2687 nt
Organism: Rubroshorea leprosula
Lineage: Eukaryota; Viridiplantae; Streptophyta; Magnoliopsida; Malvales; Dipterocarpaceae
Source: the annotation of a GenBank genome assembly
GACUGAUGAAUACAAACAGAUUUUCCUCUUCCUUUUAUCUCCUUCUUGAUUCUCCCUUCUAAUCUUUAUCUUCUUCUUCUUCUUCUUCUUCUUCUUGAAUUUGUUUCUCUUGAUUCUCCUUCUAAUUCUUCUUUCUAAUUUUUGGAUCUAUCAAAUUAGUAUCAGAGCUUCGAUCUUCUUGACCUGUGGUAGCUAUGGUAGAGAACACGAGGCUCCAAGAAUUGUGUUGGGACCUUUCUGAGUUCCAAAGAAAACACGAUGCGGAUGUGGCUAGCUUGGACAAGAGGAUGACAUCCAUGGAGAACGCUCUGAGGGAAGAAAUUGCUAAAGUCUUGCAAGCCGUGUCAACCAAAAGAGGUGCAGGACCACCAGAAAGCAAUCAAGCUUCCCAAGGACAGGCGUGUCAACCGAUUUACAUUGUAAGAUCUCUUGAAAACCCCAUUCCAAGUGAUCCUGUAGCUAGUAUGACUAAGUUUGGUAAAGUUGAUUUUCCUAGCUACAAUGGAACAGAUAAUUUUAGGGGAUGGUUGUAUAAAUGUAAUCGGUUCUUUAAGGCUCAUAACAUUUCUAAUGAGCAUAAGGAUCCCAUUGUCUUGUGGAAGAACCUUAAUCAGACUGGUAGUGUUAGUGAUUACGAGAAGGAAUUUGAAAGGAUUAGAGCCAAAGAACUGUCUGUGAACUCCAUAUUGAAGAAGGUUUGGGCUCCAUUGCCAUCCCUUAAAAGCUUACCCCCUUUACUGCCCUUGCCUCUAGAUUCACAGAGGUUACCACUUCCAAAUUCCUCUAAAUUUUCACCAAUCAACCUUAGUAACAACCCUCUAAUAUCGACUAUAGCUAAGAAUAGACCAAGGAAUGUCAAGAGCUUGUUUGAGGCUGAAUUAGAGGAUAAGAAGCAGAAAGGGUUGUGCUUUUGGUGUGAUGAGAGGUAUGGUCCAGGGCAUAGAUGUAGCAAGAAGAAACUCUAUAACCUGGAGAUAAUUUCUAUAGAUGAAGAUGCUGAAAGUGUAGAAACUAAUGAUAAGAAUUUUGAUCUUAAUCAGAUGCUUAUCACAGAGCCACAGAUCUCAAUCCAUGCAUUGACUAGUGAGGUGGGUUAUAAUACUAUCAAGGUGAUAGGUCAAGUGGGCAAAAGGCAAAUUUUGAUAUUGAUUGAUUCAAGAAGUACCCAUAACUUCCUUAAUGCUAAGCUAGCCAAAGAGUUAGGGUGUGAGAUAAAGGGAGCAAAGUCUUAUCAAGUCACUUUGGUUGAUGGUAGCAAGAUAAUAGGGGCUGAGAAGUGUGACAAGUUUGAAUGGGAAGUCCAAGGGCAUGUGUUUACUGCUGAAGUGAUGUUGUUGCCAUUGAGGGAAUAUGACCUUAUCCUCGGAAUACAGUGGCUAAAACCUCUUGGUCAGGUCCUAUGGGACUUUAAACUUCGAACUUUGCACUUCAAGUAUAAGAGCCAAUUAGUUCACAUAGAGGCUGCCCACAAACCAGCUGUUAAAUGGGUUGAAAAUGAUAAGUUGUUGUCCUUGUUGUUGAAGAAGGAGCAAGAUGAUAGAAGUGAUUAUUUCCUGGUACGGGUAAUAUCAAAGGUUGACUCUAUAUGUAGCCUUAAUGCCAUUGGGGUUGCUGAGAAGUCUGUCGAUUUAAGGAAGUUGUUGGAGGAAUUUUCAGAGAAUUCUUGGUAUAAGGAUCCAAGGCUACAACAGCUCAUGACCAUGUUGCAAACCAAGAGUAACAAUGAUGGGAAAUAUUCCUUUGUGGAUCACCAGUUAAGAAGAAAAGGAAAGUUGAUGGUGGGUAAUGAUAUGCAACUAAGGACCAGGUUAAUGCAAAUGAUACAUGCUGAGGCUAUAGAGGGGCAUUCAAGAGUAUUAGCCACUACACAGAGGCUGUCUUCAUUAGUUUAUUGGAAAGGCAUGAAGAAGGAUAUUAGAAAUUUUAUUCAAGGCUACCACACUUGUCAAUUACACAAGUAUGAACCCACUCACCUAGUUGGUCUUUUACAACCAUUGCCUCUACCUCAUCGAGUUUGGGAACAAGUCUCUAUGGAUUUUAUUGACGAUUUGCCAAGUUCCCAAGGCUAUACUACCAUCAUGAUUGUGGUAGAUUGGUUGAGUAAAUAUGCCCAUUUCAUACCAGUAAUGCACCCUUAUACUACCUCGAAGAUUGCUCAACUUUAUCUGUCCCACAUCUAUAAGCUGCAUGGCAUGCCUAAGAAGGUUGGUCCAGUGGCUUACAAGUUGCAAUUGCCAGAAAAUGCCGGGAUACAUAAUGUCUUUCUUGUUUCUUUGUUGAAGAAGAAAGUGGGAAAUGCACCAGUAACUUCCCAAUUCCCUGAUCCAUUGGUUCAUAAUGGGCAACAUCUCCUUCCUGACAAAAUUCUAGAGAGAAGGUUGCAAAAUUGUCAUGGGAAACCUGUUACUAUGUGGUUAAUUCAGUGGAAGGGGUGUACUGCUGAGGAGGCUUCUUGGGAAACUAGUGCUGACAUCCUCGCUAGGUUUCCAGAUUUUCAUCCUAAUCCUUGAGGACAAGGAUUUUAGAGAGGGAGGCAUUUGUUACAGUCCAUUUAUCUGUGCUAAGCCGGAAAUAUGGGUUCGUUUGUUAAGGAGUCUGUUGAGGCCUAUAAUUGUAAUUGCCCUUAUAUAAGGGAUGGCUUUGUAACUCAAAGUCUAUUGACUGAUGAAUACAAAUAGAUUUUCCUC